Molecule: messenger RNA, 3951 nt
Organism: Rattus rattus (black rat)
Lineage: Eukaryota; Metazoa; Chordata; Mammalia; Rodentia; Muridae
Gene: Crispld2
Product: cysteine rich secretory protein LCCL domain containing 2
Exons: 14
Coding region: 1-1494 (497 amino acids)
Cellular component (GO): extracellular region
Source: RefSeq, a predicted model, not a curated record
AUGAGCUGUCUUCUGAACAAUAUGGUCCCGGUGGGGCUGGCUCUGCUGGUCUGCGGAGUACAGGCCUUUUUCCUUCCCAACACCACAAGCCUGGAGAGGCUGCUCAGCAAGUACCAGCAUGCAGAGCCACACUCACGCGUGCGCAGGGCCAUCCCCAUGUCAGACCGUCAGGAAAUCCUCAUGCUGCACAACAAGCUGCGAGGUCAGGUGUAUCCCCCUGCCUCCAACAUGGAGUACAUGACCUGGGAUGACGAGCUGGAGAGGUCGGCAGCCGCGUGGGCACAGAGGUGCCUGUGGGAGCAUGGGCCCGCCAGCCUUCUCCUGUCCAUUGGGCAGAACCUGGCUGUGCACUGGGGCAGGUACCGCUCCCCUGGGUUCCACGUGCAGUCGUGGUAUGACGAGGUGAAGGAUUACACCUACCCGUACCCCCACGAGUGCAACCCAUGGUGCCCCGAGCGCUGCUCAGGGGCCAUGUGCACCCACUAUACACAGAUGGUUUGGGCCACCACCAACAAGAUCGGCUGUGCUGUGCACACCUGUCGGAGCAUGAGCGUCUGGGGAGACAUCUGGGAGAACGCCGUGUAUCUCGUCUGCAAUUAUUCUCCAAAGGGAAACUGGAUUGGUGAGGCUCCCUACAAACAUGGCCGCCCCUGCUCUGAGUGUCCGUCCAGCUAUGGAGGUGGCUGCCGGAACAACCUGUGCUACCGAGAAGAGCACUACAAUCAGAAACCGGAGGUGGAUGAGAUGAACGAGGUGGAAUCGCCCCCUGCUCCCGAGGAAACCCAUGUCUGGGUUCAACCCAGGGUGGUCAAACCCUCAAAGACCAAGAAGACCCCAGUCGUCAACUUCAUGACCCAAGUGGUCCACUGUGACACGAAGAUGAAGGACUCAUGCAAGGGAUCCACAUGUAACAGGUACCAGUGCCCAGCAGGCUGUCUGAACAACAAGGCGAAGGUCUUUGGCUCUCUGUUUUAUGAAAGUUCUUCCAGUAUAUGUCGAGCUGCUAUCCACUAUGGUGUCAUCGAUGAUCGAGGUGGCCUGGUGGAUGUCACCAGGAACGGGAUGGUACCCUUCUUUGUCAAAUCUCAGAAAAAUGGCUUGGAGUCCCUGAGUAAAUACAAGCCGUCUAGCUCCUUCACUGUGUCCAAAGUGAAAGAGAUGGCUGUGGACUGCCACACCACAGUUGCACAGCUGUGCCCCUUUGAGAAGCCAGCCACCCACUGCCCAAGAGUCCGGUGUCCUUCACGAUGUGGAGAGGAGCCAUCCUAUUGGGCCCCUGUGUAUGGAACCAACAUCUACGCUGACACUUCCAGCAUCUGUAAGGCGGCUGUGCACGCAGGCGUCAUUGUCGAUGAGGUUGGUGGCUAUGCAGAUGUGAUGCCCGUGGACAAAAAGAAGAGCUACGUGGGCUCCCUCAGGAACGGGGUUCAGUCAGAGAGCCCGAGCACUCCUCAGAACGGAAACGCCUUCCGGAUCUUCCCCGUCAGGCAGUGAAUAUGGAGACCUGGGGAGAAGGGGGUGUCAUCUACUGGGAUUCGGGGUCCUGCUUCUUAUCUGUACUUUGUCCUUUGGGGGUGGGAGGGUUACAGAGAGUCAAGAAUCUUCCUUUCGGUGUCGUUGAAUGUCCUGGGCCUCCGUGGCUUUUGGUGAUGGUGACAGAGCACCUUCCCCUCAUGAGCAGCAUGCCGUGGAGUCUCUCGCUGGACAACCAAUGCCCAGACUGGCCAGGUGGCGGUCCCCAUCUGGUGGCUCAUCUCCUCUCAGGAGAUGCUCACCGAGACACACUUUGCCACAUUUUCUUUGGUGUUGGAGGGGGGGAUGGCUUUCGAACCCUUGAGGAUACAGGGUUGAGAUUCGUUGUGAAGGGGUCUCUUGUCUGGAUGACAAGAGUGGACAGCCCUAAGGUUACAGUCCUCCUACCAACAGAGAAAUAUGGUCUGUGUUUGCUGGUCAGACAGAUGGGCUGCAGGGAGAAGCCCUGGGCAAAACCUGGGCUCUGCCCUGGUGGUAUCUGUGCUCAUGUCCCCAACCUUCUUGGCAGUCACGUAUUCGUAUGACCAGCAGAGCUGGUCUAUUUAAAGUUGGUAGCACUCCAGAGAUUUAUCUUGUCUUUGUCCUCGUCCUUGUCCUUGUGGCCCGUUUUCACAUGACCUUUGGUCUCAUGGAAGACCAGUGCAUCAGGAGCCUUCCCCACCAUUCCGUGACCCUGUGUUGAGCAUCUGCCCCACUCCAAGGAGGUCUAGAUUGUCCUCCUUUGGGGCUUGGCUUUGCAAGAGGCUCCAGGUCUUAGAUGUCUGCUUACUCCUUAGAACAAGGGCUCUCUCACGGCUGCUGUUAGAGAGGCAGCUCGACAUCGCUUCCCCAUGGUUUGGGUGACCUAGUUUUUAGCUGUGGGAGGACCGGAUUCCUGGCGCAUUCCUCCUGGGGGUUAAUGGAGUGACCUGUGGUUGUAAAACCACCCAUGACACACCAGCCACCAGAGAGAGAGAGGGGCAGGGACACACAGGAAGAACCCCUCAGCGCUUGCCAGAGUCCCGGGCUCCAAGAGUGUGGUGAGCCCUGGCUUCCAUCACUUAGGAGCCUGGUCCAAACCCACUGUAAAAGGAAACCUGCUUUUGUAAACAGCUUUCUCUAGAGAAGGUGGAAUCCCACCCCAGUCCUGGGGAUGGGGCACAUUUGCCUGUGAGUGUUGGCCUCAAACAGGGUUUCAUGAUCCAGCCAAACAUUUCUUAGACAAAAGAAAGGGGUGGAGUAGAAAAUAAAACAGAAUGCUGUCCCCCAUUGAAAGGCUGGGGAGGUGACUUGGUGGUUUAACAACUCUACCAGAGGACCUGAGCUCAGUUCCCACGACUCACAGACUAUAACUAUAACCCACCUAUGACUAACUCUAGGAGAUCCAUGAUCUCCACAGACGCCACACGCAUCCACAUGAGCAAAAGUACAAAUGGUUCCUAAAAAAAAAAAAAAAAAAACUCUAAGGGAGUAGAGAACCCGUGGACCUAGUUGAGUUGAAUGUUUCCUUAUUUGUUUGAGACAGUUUCACUAUGUAGUCCAGGCUGGCCUUGACUCGUUAUGUAGCCCAGGCUGGCCUCCUGAGUACUGAGAUAGCUCCUCAACCAAUCCAUCCCUUCCGGGGAGUUUAUAAGAUGCACACGACCUUGAACCAGCUCUAGCUAGCCUUCAACCAGGCUGUUUCUGCCUCAUGUGCGUGGGUGUGGUGUCUUUGGAGCAUCAACACUUCCACUCCAGAUGUUGGAGCAAACAUCUGCUCAGCCUGUGGAAGGGGACUUCUGGUUGCUACCAAACAUCUGGGAAACUUCCCAAUGCAAGGAGUCCUGUGGGACCCUUCACCCAGCCUGCAGGGCAAGGUUGAGAUGGUAAGGGAAAACCAUACCCCUCCUGGGUUUCUAGAAUGAGCAACCAAUCCCAUCUCUAGGGAACUCGCGGUGUGAGUCUGUACCGGGGUCCUCAGUGCUCCCUGGCUGCCCUUCCACUAGGCACAGAGGCCUCGCGCAGAGCCUGGCUGAGCAGCCUUGAUCUUCUUCAUUGAUAGUUUGAAACCGGAAGCCCUUUACUGUGGAAGAAACAGAAACAAAACCACCAAUGACAAGACCCUAAAUCAGAGCCCUUCUGACCCUGUGUGCCCGUCAGCUCUCCCAAGCUUCGAGUGACCACGCCCAUCCCAGCUGCAUCCCCACUCCGUCCUACAUCCGGUGAUAGUUUCCAUUUGCCUCCGAGCUGUGCCCGGUCUGUUCAGAGGGGUGUGCCGAUUCUCCAUGAUCUGUAGGCUCUCUCGGCCCGCAGUUUACUGUGUGCUUUUUUCUAUGAAAAAUGAUAUAUUUUACAACUUCCUAUGUACAAAAGUUUAUUGUAAGUUUUUGUGCUUCGCAUGAACAGGGCCACACUGGUUGUUGCUAUGGUUUCAAUAAAAUGGAUCUGAUUUCUAACACA